GAGCUUCCCCCAAAACGAUCACGUGAUUUGCCUGAGGGGACCCCGAUACACUAUCUGUACUUUAGCCUGAUUAUUGAUCGCUUCAGUUGUUUCUUUUUGUUCAAAACUUUUCUUUCAGUUCGGGACACACACACACACACACGGCGUAAUGGUAACUCUACGCCACUCGAGCAUGCACGUCCUCAAAUGUGGCUCACGAAGGCGGCCGAGAGAACUGACAGAGAGACAGACGCAGAGACGGGUGGGCGGGUGGGCCGACUGAAGUACAGACAAGCUCACUGUUCAAUAAUCUUCAUUGUUUCAUACGUAAUCAUAAUGUGCACUUUAUUUAUACUGUAG
This is a messenger RNA of Candidula unifasciata, 339 nucleotides long. Lineage: Eukaryota; Metazoa; Mollusca; Gastropoda; Stylommatophora; Geomitridae. The record is from the annotation of a GenBank genome assembly.